Microsporum canis CBS 113480 is the source of this 1113-nucleotide messenger RNA. Its product is annotated as protein kinase domain-containing protein. The record is from RefSeq and is a predicted model, not a curated record. The transcript has 3 exons. Lineage: Eukaryota; Fungi; Ascomycota; Eurotiomycetes; Onygenales; Arthrodermataceae. Gene Ontology annotation, biological process: intracellular signal transduction; protein phosphorylation. The coding region runs from base 1 to 1113 and encodes 370 amino acids. Gene Ontology annotation, molecular function: protein serine/threonine kinase activity; ATP binding.
AUGUCGAACAGCCAGCAAAAACCAGGUUGGAUGUUGAUAAAAGAGCAUCAACUUCGCCUGGCAAGCUUCACGACUAUAUCAAAACCCAUUCGACACGUCAACAGCCUCAAGCCUCUGAUGAUACCUAUUAGGAGGAAAGACGGCGUUGGCUGUGGAGCUAAAGCAAAUGUCCACAAAGCUAGCGAAACUAUCUACCCUCGCUACGGAAAAAGACCCUUUUCACAAGAAAUCAAAUUUUAUAAACGCUUGUUCGAAGAAAAAGAUAGGUGUCCAGAUAUUAUCGAAUGCUUUAUUGCAUUGCCAGACUAUAUAUUCCUCUCAUACUGUUGUAACGAUAAUCUAGCACGUCGUUUCUUCAACUAUCAAGAGCGAGAGACACGUCGUAGUGGCUGUUAUGGAAAGCUUAUAAGUGUGAAGCAAUAUGAGGAUCCUACCCUUAUUGCUCGAUGGAUACAACAACUAAGUUCCGCUCUUGCUUUUAUAGAGAAGCUUGGAUAUAACCAUAAUGAUCUACACCCACGCAAUUGCCUUCUCGAUGAGAACCUAAACUUAAAGCUCUCUGACUUUGACCGUGCUACUACAAUCGGACAGUUUCUCGAGGGGCAUAUACCGCCAUGGGCUAUUAUGCUAUCUGCCGGUCCAUUACAGAACACCUACGGCCUUACAUCUGCUCGCACUGAACAAUUUGCUCUUGGUACCUUUCUUUACACGAUGGUAUAUGGUCAUGAACCUUACGAGGAUAUUCAUCUCCAAGAGGACAACCCGGACGAACUACGACGACGAUUUAGAGCUAUGGAGUUUCCGGAGCUUAAUCGGCACGAAAUAUUUGAUGGGCUAAUUUCUGCUUGUUGGCACAAUGUAUAUCCAACCAUGGCUCUUGUUGCUUACGAUUUCAAGCGCAAGACUAAGGAUAUCGCAUCCCCACCUAACUAUCGGGUCAUCGAUUAUGCAAAGGAGAAACGUGCUUGUGUAGCAAUGAUUCAAGGUGGUUUGCUUGGACCAGAAUUGGCCUUGUCUUAUCAACCAGCAUGGCAAAGAUGUUUACAUACAGUCUUGGGGAAGUUUCUGUUCGGUUGGAAACAGUUCGUCAAUUAUAUUAGCACAUUUCCGUAG